Sphaerulina musiva SO2202 is the source of this 2984-nucleotide messenger RNA. RefSeq names its product MFS general substrate transporter. The transcript is spliced from 4 exons. Bases 86 to 1651 code for a protein of 521 amino acids. Gene Ontology annotation, cellular component: membrane. Gene Ontology annotation, biological process: transmembrane transport. Gene Ontology annotation, molecular function: transmembrane transporter activity. The record is from RefSeq and is a predicted model, not a curated record. NCBI's taxonomy places the organism in Eukaryota, Fungi, Ascomycota, Dothideomycetes, Mycosphaerellales, Mycosphaerellaceae.
CGCUUCGUGCACUUACUUCACCCUCCCUGCAGGAGAUACAGCCCGUAUCCGGAGCUCGACUCCGAACCCCAUUCAGGCCGCGACCAUGGCCGACUCAUCAAGUAUGGAAAAGAACGACAUCCUGCACAAGGAGGCAUUGCACGAGGAUGCCGACCUCGGCAAAGAGGAGGCCAUGCAUUUCGGCGUGUUAACGCCGGAAGAGAAGGUCAUCGAGAAAAAGCUCAGGAGGAAGAUUGACACCUUGAUCAUGCCGUUGGUCGUACUGGUGUAUCUGAUGAACUACAUUGAUCGCAACAACUACGCUGCAGCCAAACUUCAAGGACUGAUGGAGGAUCUGGGUAUGAGUGAUACCGAGUACCAACUGGGCUUGAGUAUAUUGUUUGUUGGCUAUGUUCUCAUGCAAGUUCCAUCCAAUCUGCUCCUCAAUUACUGCGGCCGGCCGGCCUGGUACCUGGGAUUCUUCAUCGUCUCAUGGGGUCUGGUCUCCACCCUGACUUGUCUAGUCAAAACCCCUGGUGCUAUCAUUGCAUGUCGAUUCAUUCUCGGCGUCGUUGAAGCGCCCUUCUUCCCUGGUGUCUUGUUCUACCUCUCGAAGUGGUACACGAAAGAGGAGCUCAAUCUGCGCAUGUCCAUCUUCUACUCUGGAUCUCUGAUCUCUGGAGCUUUUGGCAAUCUGAUUGCAGCGGGAAUCUUAAACGGACUAGACGGGACACGAGGCCUGUCGGCUUGGCAAUGGCUGUACAUCAUUGAAGGCGUAAUCACAGUCGCUAUCGGAUUUGUGGUGGCAUUCCUGCUGCCAGACUUCCCAGAUACCUGGAGACUGCUUACUCCGGAGAUGAAAGCGGUUGCCAAUCGCAGAAUGGCACUCGAUGCGCGUGAAGCUGAUGUCGAUGUUGGUGGAGGCAUGUCUCAACUCCAAGGGCUCAAAGCCGCUUUCACCGACCCGAAGACGUACAUUCUCUCUUUGGCCUAUCACGGUAUCACUGGAGCAGCCGGAUUUCAGAACUUCUAUCCGACGCUUACAGCAUCUCUCUAUCCAAACCUGACGGGCUUCACGCUUCGGGUCAGAUCUCUGCUGCUCUGUGCACCGCCUUACAUUUUCACAGUCUUCUGGUCACUCUCGCACGGUCUCGCUUCCGACAAGGUGGGCAAUCGGUUUUGGUUCUAUAUCUAUCCGGUUCCAAUCGUGAUAGCUGGUGCGCUAGUCUUCAUGUUUACAGACUCGUUUGGAGGUCGAUACUUCAGCCUGUUCAUGCUCAACGCCAUAUUCGUCAUGAACGGGACAAUCUAUGCAUGGAUUGCCAACGCCAUUCCACGUCCGCCAGCGAAGCGCGCUGCUGCAUUGGCAUUCAUGAACAGCGUUGGAAACGCCGCAAGCAUAUGGACGCCAUUCACUUACGGAUCUGAGGAUGGUCCCCAUUACAUUGUUGCCAUGGGCAUCAACAUUGCUCUUGUCGGAAUUGCUGGCAUCUGCGGUAUCAUCAUGAGAUUCUAUCUGCAAUACCAGAACAGACAGCUUGAGAGAAUGGAAAAUGAGGAUAUGACUCUCACACCCAGAGACAUCAAGAAGCUCGAGAAGACAGCUGAGCUGGAGCACUGCACAGUGGCUGAAGCACGAGCACUGCAGAAGGGUUAUCGGUACAUCAUCUAGACGAUUUCGUCAAUGUACAUGGUUGCCAGAUAAGAGUCACUCCCUGUCAAUGCAAUGCACAACAUACUAUAAUCAAUGCAGCUGCUUACCACCAUUCAUGCUUUCCACUCACUUUGCUCUGUGGCUCUUAUCUUGCCACUUCCUGUGUACCAACGCGGGUUGGUCAUUCAGAAGGCAGGGCGCUUCAGCCAAGGAUUGUGGUCAACAAGUUCUUGCCCUGUGCUGGUGAAGCCUGCACUUUGACGUGUCGAGCAAGAGCAUCGGCAGUGUGGAAGAGGAAUUCGCCAUUCGAAGCAGGUGACAGGAAGUAGGAAGGAAGCAGAAAGCAGAAAGCAGAAAUGGAUGCCCACCUCAUGGAAUCAACAAACGCCUCAAAGGUACAUGUACCUACAUACCUAAACUUGGGAAGUACCUACCUGUAGGUACUUCUACUCCCACUCUCAUCCCCGAUCUUUACAUAGGUACAUACCUUACGGUACACAGAUACCUGACCUUGAGCAACUUUACAGGUAUCAUCAUAACCUGUAUUCCUCACAAUUCGCUUGCCAAAUGCGUCCAAACUUCAAGCAAUACCUACCCAUGGAGCCGAGUGAAGUCGGCGGAGCCAGGUUGGUGGUGGGACCACCUCAGAUCAGCACCACGCGUCUGCUGGACCCAGAGCUCGAGGAAGAUGCGCUGCAGUCCGAGGAAGCGUUACAGUCGGGUUUAGCUGCGUUAACCAAUGGAAGUCGAAUGGACAAGUAUGAUGCGAGUUCUGAAAGUGGCGCCGCGUUGUCCGAUGGUGACUCCAGUGAGGACACUGAUAUGAGGGCGAGUUUUGACGGGGUCUUGAUGUUCGAUAAGAAGGCUGUGAUGUCUAAUGGCGAGGGAACGAAAAAUGGUCAUGGGACGAGCAAUGGCUGUGGGACGAGCAAUGGUCAUGGGACGAGCAAUGGUCAUGGGACCAGCAAUGGUCAUGGAGCCAGCAAUGGCCAUGGAACCAGCAAUGGUCAUGGAACCAGCAAUGGCCAUGGAACCAGCAAUGGCCAUGGAACCAGCAAUGGCCAUGGGACGACCAAUGGCAAAGCGACGUCUAACGGUGAUACCACAUCCCAUGGACACCACAUGGGAGAGUUCCCGGUCUAUGGCAACCCGACGCCCACCAAUUUCAGGCUUACCACCUACGACCUCACGGUCCCAAUCAUGAUCCGCAGUCUCCAGCGACUCCUGGGGUGUCUCAAGAAAGGCGAGCAGUGGGCCAAAGACAACAACAGGAGUAUAGAAGAGAUGCUCCAUGCUCGCAUCUACCAGGGGGCGAAGCCCCUAGCAUUCUACAUCAUUGGUGCAAGCAACA